This is a messenger RNA of Leptosomus discolor (cuckoo roller), 533 nucleotides long. NCBI's taxonomy places the organism in Eukaryota, Metazoa, Chordata, Aves, Leptosomiformes, Leptosomidae. The record is from RefSeq and is a predicted model, not a curated record.
AUGCAAAGAGCUUCACGGCUGAAGAGGGAGCUCUCCCUCCUGACCACAGAGCCACCUCCCGGCAUCAGCUGCUGGCAGACUGAAAACCAGCUGGAUGACCUCCGGGCACAAAUCUUAGGAGGUGCAGACACACCGUAUGAGAAAGGAAUAUUCGACCUGGAAAUAGUUGUUCCUGAAAGGUACCCCUUUGAGCCCCCGAAGAUUCGCUUUCUGACCCCCAUCUAUCAUCCUAACAUCGACUCUGCCGGAAGGAUUUGCCUGGAUGUUCUUAAAUUACCACCAAAGGGUGCGUGGAGACCUUCCCUGAACAUCUCCACGCUGCUGACCUCCAUCCAGCUGCUGAUGGCCGAGCCCAACCCCGACGACCCUCUCAUGGCAGACAUCUCCUCGGAGUACAAGUACGACAGGCAGCUCUUCUUGCGCACCGCCAGAGAGUGGACCGAGAAACACGAGCCAGCAGAGGAGGGUGAGGAACGCGCUCCGCUUCCUCGGCUGGGCGCAGCUCCGUCUGCAAACAGCCCUUCUGCUCUCAG